UUUUCUUUGAAGUUGCACUAUUCACCAAAAAUGGCGACGAACGGGAAAGAACUGAAUGGUGCUACACAUACGAUGGAGACUGAAGAAAAUGGAAUCGUUAACGGAUUCGAACAUUGCUUUGAUCAUGAACAUUGCCCUGCGAAAGCGAAGUGGGUCCGUCUGAAUGUCGGUGGAACAUAUUUUUUGACAACGAGGACGACGCUUUGUCGAGAUCCCAAGUCAUUUCUAUGCAGAUUAUGUCAAGAUGAUCCUGACUUGAGCAGCGAUAAGGAUGAAACUGAUGCCUACCUGAUAGACAGAGAUCCCAUGUACUUUGGGCCUAUAUUAAAUUAUCUCAGACAUGGAAAAUUAGUUAUCAAUAAAGACUUAGCAGAAGAAGGUAUACUAGAGGAAGCAGAAUUCUACAAUAUAACUGCAUUAAUAAAGCUUGUCAAGGAGAGGUUGAAAGAAAGGGAAGCCAGAAAUUCUCAGGGUUCAAGAAAACAUGUGUAUCGGGUAUUACAAUGUCAAGAGGAAGAACUCACUCAGAUGGUAUCAACGAUGUCAGAUGGCUGGCGAUUUGAGCAGCUCGUAAACAUAGGCUCAUCCUAUAACUAUGGCAAUGAAGACCAGUCAGAAUUCUUAUGUGUGGUGUCAAAGGAACUUAACAACACAGGGGCAUCAACAGGGGAGAACUCAGAUAGGGCAAAGAUUCUUCAGGAAAGGGCAUCAAGAUCUCGAGAACACAGGACAUAGGGAGAAGAUUGCAUUCUCUAUCUCAACUUCUUCAUCCCCAUCUCUCGUGUGAUUUCUGCAAGCCUUAGGCGGUUCUAGAUAUUGUAAAGAAAAAAGAAAAAAGAAAAGAGGAUUUGUGUGUGCAUGGUUUGACCUUCUUUUUUUUUUAAUUCAAAGUUUGUCAGCUUUUCUUUGAGUUUUCAUCCUUUUUAUAUUUAAUGGUUCAUUGACAACGAAAGCACUUGGCACUCAACAAUCCCAUGUUGAAAGAAAAUUGAGGAAGGACUUGUUAAAAACUUUGGAUACAAAUUACCAUGGCAACAAACAUUGUGUGUCGUCAUCAUGUAGUGACACACCUAAUAAAGUUGUCUGAUCCGACAUCAUCAUGCAGUGACACACCUAGUAAAGUUGUCUGAUCCGACAUCAUCAUGCAGUGACACACCUAGUAAAGUUGUCUGAUCCGACAUCAUCAUGCAGUGACACACCUAGUAAAGUUGUCUGAUCCGACAUCAUCAUGCAGUGACACACCUAGUAAAGUUGUCUGAUCCGACAUCAUCUUGCAGUGACACAACUAGUAAAGUUAUCUGAUACGACAUCAUCUUGCAGUGACACACCUAGUAAAGUUGUCUGAUCCGACUUCAUCAUGCAGUGACACACCUAGGAAAGUUGUCCGAUCCGACAUCAUCAUACAGUGACACACCUAGUAAAGUUGUCUGAUCCGACAUCAUCAUGCAAUGACACACCUAGUAAAGUUGUCUGAUCCGACUUCAUCAUGCAGUGACACACCUAGUAAAGUUGUCUGAUCCGACAUCAUCAUGCAGUGACACACCUAGUAAAGUUGUCUGAUCCGACAUCGUGAUCCAGGCUUUAUGAGGUCAUUGAACUUCUAAAAGGUCACUUCCGGAAUGUCAACUAGAAAAAGUUAUCCUGUGAAAGGUCAAUGUCAAAGGUAGUCUGGUUAGUGUACCAUCCCUGAGGUGGCAUAGAAAUACUAGGAAGUGCAUUAUUGUUGAAAGAAAGAGGUAGAGAAGUCUUGUCUCCAAGUAAUUGCCAGACAUUAAUAACGAUUCCCAAAGAUGUAGUCUUACUGAAUCUAAUCACUGACAAGGAAUAAUGUAAGGGGUGCUGGGUCUUGUACCCCAAAAGACUCUGAACCAUUUGACUAAGCUACAUGUAAGUAGCUAACAUUUUAUAGCAAAGUCAGUGACAUCCAUCUGGAGUCAAUAAGAUUGCCAAUUUUGUCCUUAUUGCUCAAAUUUUGAUCAAAGGACGUCACGGAACCAUCAAUAUACUGUAGUUGAGUGAGUUCAGAUAGAGCAUAGUCAUGCAUGAGUCCAGAUAAGUCUUAUGACUGAGACAAGGUUUACCAUUCACAGCCCUCUAGAAUGUCUGCAUAGGUUUUAACCCCUAAGAGAUUCUGGUUAGAUAAAUAGUAGUUUAGCCUUUCCAAUAUAACUCUCCACAAAGAAGAAAGAAUCAAAUCAAUUGGCCGCAAAAACAGAAACAUGUAUGCAGGCUAAUCCCUAACAAAAUUGGUAUUUGGUAAAGAUAAAUUUUGUUAGAAGCAAUAUUGUUAUGAAAGCUAGAUCAAAUACAUAUUUCCUCCUAAACCUCUUGCAGGAUUGCAGAGGAACUAAACAAAAUAUGACUGAUAGACUUGAUCUUUCAUGCACUGAACCAUCUUUUCAUUUCAAGUAGAUAUCUACAAUUUGAAUUGCACAUCUUUCUAUGUCAAGUAAGGGCAUUACAAUUAAUUGAGCACAGGAAUUGAUGGUUUCGAUGUUGCUGCCAGUGUAUUCAGUGCCUUCCCCUAUAAAUGUAAUAUAUUAUGAAAUGAACUUUGAAAUUUUUUGUUCCCUUUUUCCUAUUUAUACAAGUACUUACCAUGAAGAAAAAAAAAUGAUGUCAUUAGUGUUUAAUGCCAGCAUUCUUUCCUCAAUGUAUAUGAUUCUAGUUUUCAGAGCACCUUUUUUACUUGUAGGUUUCCUUAUUCAUUGGUAUGGUUUAUACAUACAUUGCAUUUUUUGAGAUCCCCCCAAAAUCAUGUUUGUUGCUGCCUAUAGAAAGAAUUAAAAAUGAAAAGAGGAUUUUUAAAUAUUAUUUUUCAUUUUAGAUGAGUUAUAGUACCAAAAUCUUUUUAAAAUUUGAAUUCUUCUUUACAUCUUGUUUUAAGCAUUCAUUAUUUAGACCUGUAUUCUUGCAUAUUAUUUUUUAAUGCCUUGCCCACCGAAGAUGGUACUGGACUGGAGGCACUAUGUUUUUGGAUUGUCCGUCCGUCCCGCUUUCUUGUUAUUGCAAUAUCUCAAGAAUUUCAAACUUGAUGAUAGCUUGUAUCACCAUAGGAAGACAAUCUGAUUCGAUUUUAGAUAAACUAUGUCAAAGGUCACAGAGGUCAACUUAUGAAAUACCCGGUAUUGGACUCGUUAUCGCGAUAUCUCAAGAACCACAGGAGAUAUGAGGUUCAAACUUAGUUAUACAGUGUAGUAUGCAUUAUUAUUGAAAGACAAUCUCAUAAGAUUUUUGAUAAGUAGGUCAAAGGUCAAAGAGGUAAAGUUUUGAAGUUAGAGGUAUAACCCUUGUUAUCACAAUAGGUCAAGAACUACUUGCGGUAUGAGCUUCAAACAUGGUGACAGUAUAACUAAGGAAGAUGAUCCGAUUACCUUUUGGGGUUAUUAGUUGUCAGUUGAUCAUAGGCUUUUUGUUUUCAUCAUGAUAUGUCGUCAAUGAAUUCAUCCGUUUCCUAUACUGAACAAAUUCAGGGCAGAGGCUUAUAGGAGACGUAGUGGCAUUAAAUAAAUAUAUAUGUAUUUUUUAACUUUUGUUUUCUACUACUCUUACAUAUCCUGGUGCUGUCUAGUCAAUAUUUGUGAGUAAUCAGUUUUUUACUUCAUGUUUUUAUGCUUUUCCACAAUGAUUAUUGCAAAUGGUGAAUACAGCCACAAGAUAGUUUCUUUAUUUGCUCCAUGGAUCCAUGUUCGCUCAAAAAAGACUUGAGCUGUGGUAGAAACUUUGCCUACAACGAACUUAUUCUAGGUCAAGUAAGUUAUGCUGACAUUGGACAUAUACUCAUCAGGUCAAGAAAAAUGUUUGGCGAUUCUUCUUCCUGAGGAAUAAAAAAAGAAAGAAAGAAAAAAAUGUCUUUGCCUUUGAACAUCAAAUUUUAUCAACAAAGAUUAUUUGUGGGUACGGUUAGGGUUUUCCUGAUCUCCAUGAUUUAAAAUGUUUGUUUUGUAAUAGUUGUAUCAUAAUCCAGCAUUUGCAAUAUUGUUAGAGAGUCAUAUACAUGUAUAUCCUUGAGUGUUCUGUAAAAAAUAUUUUCACUUUUUUUGACAGAACCUUACUUUUUACCUCCAUUUUAAACUUUUUUUUGGCUCUUCUAACUUUCUGUUGUAGUGUUAUCAGCUGACUAGAAAUAUACUUCAGAGUAUUUGCAAAUAUUUAUAUAUAUUUGAAACUCGUAAUCAUAGCUGAAAUUAGUAUUAAGCAAUAAUCAUGUUUCAAUUCAAUAGAGAGAGCCUUUCUCUUGGUCAGUAGUUAUUAAAUUUUUUGAUAACCGAUUUUUGACCCUUUUGCAGCACUGGCAUAUGACACCUUUACUUUAUUUCAAACAAUUAUAAAUGCCUAAGUAAUCUUACAUUUUUAUGCCAGCUUGUAAAUUAAUAAAAGUUUUUUCUAUUUCCGUACCCUUUUUCUCUUCCUCCUAAUAUGCUUGAGCUGAUUCAACAUUUCUCAUUGUAAUAUAUAAGAAAUUGGAAUUUAACAUACCGAGUGGCUUCAUGCUUGUACUGAUAAUUGAAUUAGUCAAAACUCAGCAUAGCAGAUUUUUUUAAAUCUCUGUUUUAUGAAGUUUGUUGGUUGGUUUCUUUGAAUAUCUUGUUGCAUCAAUGGAUUUUGGUACAUUUUUUAAUACGGACUAGAAAUUCGAUGUUCAGUCUUUUUUUGGUUUGUCUUUUUUGGUUUGUCCAAGAAGUGCCAUGAUUUUUUUUACUUGGGAGAUAUAAUGCUUUUAGUCAGUAGUCUAAUUGAGCAUUGCAUUAUGAUAGGGCUGUGUUACAUAAAUAUAUGGGAAUCUACCGGUAUUCCAGUAAGACAGGUGUGAAGCUUUCCUGUACAAGGAAAUACAAAGACAUUUGAACUAUCAUGGCUUGUUUGGACCAUUGGUCAUUGGUUAAGUUCAUGUUUAUUUGUGUGUCUGACAACUAUUGUUGUUUAUCUUUGUAACAUUCCUGGGCCAUGUAAAGGUUCUAUCUGAAUGUAUAAUCAUCUUUUAUG
Molecule: messenger RNA, 4986 nt
Organism: Strongylocentrotus purpuratus (purple sea urchin)
Lineage: Eukaryota; Metazoa; Echinodermata; Echinoidea; Camarodonta; Strongylocentrotidae
Product: BTB/POZ domain-containing protein KCTD5
Exons: 6
Coding region: 31-735 (234 amino acids)
Biological process (GO): protein homooligomerization; proteasome-mediated ubiquitin-dependent protein catabolic process
Cellular component (GO): Cul3-RING ubiquitin ligase complex; cytoplasm
Molecular function (GO): cullin family protein binding
Source: RefSeq, a predicted model, not a curated record